Messenger RNA from Fraxinus pennsylvanica, 468 nucleotides. NCBI's taxonomy places the organism in Eukaryota, Viridiplantae, Streptophyta, Magnoliopsida, Lamiales, Oleaceae. The record is from the annotation of a GenBank genome assembly.
AUGGCGAGCUCUCUGCAAAGGCUAGCAAGCCAAUCUCGCAAAACCUACCGAUCUUCCAUCACUACAUUAUCGAGAGCAUUCUCCACGGAAGACUCGUUGGUCGAAAUUAAACCCGGUGAGUUCGGUCUGGUAUCCGGUAUUCCCGAAGAACACCUUCGCCGAAAGGUUUUGAUUUAUUCCCCUGCUCGAACUGCCACGCAACAAGGAUCAGGAAAGGUUGGGAGGUGGAAAAUCAAUUUCAUGUCCACACAGAAAUGGGAAAAUCCGUUGAUGGGCUGGACGUCUACAGGAGACCCAUACUCCCAUGUUGGUGAUUCUGCACUAGGUUUUGACAGUGAAGAAGCUGCAAAAGCAUUUGCUGAAAGGCAUGGUUGGGAAUACGCGGUUAAGAAGCCACAAACACCACUAUUGAAGGUCAAAUCAUAUGCAGACAACUUCAAAUGGAAGGGCCCGCCCAAGGAGAACUGA